Messenger RNA from Culex pipiens pallens (northern house mosquito), 1000 nucleotides. Its product is annotated as larval cuticle protein A2B-like. The coding region runs from base 474 to 938 and encodes 154 amino acids. Lineage: Eukaryota; Metazoa; Arthropoda; Insecta; Diptera; Culicidae. The record is from RefSeq and is a predicted model, not a curated record. The transcript is spliced from 2 exons. Gene Ontology annotation, cellular component: extracellular matrix.
CCAAGCCGGUAGACCAGUUUUUACUUUGUUUUUCGAAAUCAGCACCGAGAGAUGCAUUACGGUGGACCGGCGUGGUAGACACGGGGUCAUUCCAUGUAGUUCGGCUUUUUUCUUAGUAUCUCCGGCUAAUUCCAUAUUAGUCGGCCGAAGUGAUUGGAUUAACAUUUUUGUCGCACGCGCUUGACCGGUAAUUUACGACCGUUGACAGGAUUUGUUGACACCGCGAAGGUCACAAUUUCUUCUGCUACCAGUUUGGGUGGCUUGAGGUAGGACCUGCAAGUAUUUUUCGAGCGUAGAAGUUUUGAAUGGCUGUGGGUCGGUUCAGGAGUUUUCAAACCAAUGUGGUUGGCAAUUGCAGGGUCAGCCAAAUGGUUAGUAUAAAUACUUUUGGUGCUGAUUAGGCAAGUAUCAGUCGCUUAUUAGCAUUUCAUAGCACAAGUCUCAUCAACACAAACCAAUCACAUCCACUUAAAAUGGCGUUCAAGUUCUUCCUCCUGUCUGCCCUGAUUGCCGUGGCCAGCGCUGGUCUGCUGCCGGUUGCCGUCAAGCACGUGGAAUACGCCGAUGCCCCCGCCGAGUACCAGUUCUCGUACUCCGUCCACGAUGACCACACCGGAGACAUCAAGAGCCAACAGGAGGAGCGUCACGGAGAUGACGUCAAGGGACAGUACACCCUGAUCGAUGCCGAUGGUUACCGUCGCGUUGUGGACUACACCGCCGAUGAGCACAACGGAUUCAACGCCGUCGUCCGCCGUGAACCGCUGACCCAGAAGGUCGUCAAGGCCGUCCUCCCGGUGGCCAAGGUUGUUGCCCCAGUCCAGCACUACGUUGCCGCCCCGGUGGUCCACAAGGUUGCUCUGCCAGUGGCCAAGGUUGCCUACCCCGCCAACCUGGCCACCGUGAGCUUCUCCGCCCCGAGCCUGAACUACCACUACUAAGACCAUCUCUAGUCUCAAUUUGUUGAUAUGUGCGUAAUAUAAUACAAUAGUUGAAAUGUGAA